Messenger RNA from Nerophis lumbriciformis (worm pipefish), 435 nucleotides. The record is from RefSeq and is a predicted model, not a curated record. NCBI's taxonomy places the organism in Eukaryota, Metazoa, Chordata, Actinopteri, Syngnathiformes, Syngnathidae.
AUGAUCACCUUCUUUCUCAUGGUCAAUCGGCAAGGCCAAACCCGACUCAGCAGGUACUACCAACCCGUUAAAAUGAGCCGCAGGGCGGCGCUAGAAGCUGACGUGGUCCGGGAAUGUCUGAGCCGCCACAAAGACCAGUGUUCCUUCGUGGAGUACAAAGACUUGAAGGUGGUCUUCCGCCAGUACGCCGCCCUCUACAUUGCUGUGGGCGUCACCGACGACGAGAAUGAAUUGUCAAUUUACGAGCUGGUGCAGAACUUUGUGGAAGUUCUGGACAAAUACUUCAGCCGUGUGAGCGAAUUGGAUAUCAUGUUCAACGUGGAUCGGGUGCACAUCAUCCUAGACGAGAUGAUCCAGAACGGGCGCAUUGUGGAGACCAACAAGAGCAACAUCCUUGCGCCACUUGUCGCCCUUGACAAGAUGUCUGACGGCUAA